Ctenopharyngodon idella (grass carp) is the source of this 1079-nucleotide messenger RNA. RefSeq names its product mitochondrial translational initiation factor 3 (gene mtif3). The coding region runs from base 202 to 1062 and encodes 286 amino acids. Gene Ontology annotation, molecular function: ribosome binding; translation initiation factor activity. The record is from RefSeq and is a predicted model, not a curated record. The transcript has 4 exons. Gene Ontology annotation, biological process: mitochondrial translational initiation; ribosome disassembly. Gene Ontology annotation, cellular component: mitochondrion. Lineage: Eukaryota; Metazoa; Chordata; Actinopteri; Cypriniformes; Xenocyprididae.
ACAGCAGCGGCGCGUUGGCGUGACGUCACACAUGUGCGCCGAGAUUCAUUUAUCAUAUAGAAAAGUCACUUGGCUUUCAAGUUGAAAGUUAUUCCGUGGGCAAAUUUUGUGUUUAUGACAGAUGUUUGUCUUGAUAUCUUUACCUGACUGAUACUGAUCCACUCACUCCGUCCUCGACGUCGGUUCCGUACCACUCUAGUGAUGUCUCUGGGUUUCCUGAGGUUUGUUUUGAGUCAGGCACUGAGCCGCAGUCCUCGUCGAACCAUCAGCCAGGUCAGCUUAUCACUGGCAACCAAACCAUCAACCCUCAGGCCAGCAUGGUGUUGCCAUACUGUCCCGUCCUGGCUCUGUAUGUCCUUCUCCACAGACACUGAGAGCGGGGGCACAGACGUGACAGAUACCCAGAAGGAGACUAAAAAGUUGGACCCAAAAACACGGGUCACUUUUGGCAGCGUUGGUAGGAAGAUUGGCCAGCGUCAUAUACAGCUACUGGGUGAGGAUGGUGAGGAUUUGGGUACAAUGCACCGUGCCGAAGUGAUACGACUGAUGGACCAAACAGGGCUGAAGCUAGUUGCCAUAAAUGACAAUUGUGAUCCUCCAUUAUACAAACUGAUGAAAGGGAAACAGAUCCACGAGGAGCAGAUGAAACUUAGAGACGCACAGAAAGCCAAGAAAGGGCCCACCCAAUCAAAGGAGCUCAAUUUCUCCUCAGAUAUUUCCCUUCACGAUUUAGAUACUAAACUGCGGCAGGUUGUCAGCUGGCUGGAAAAGAAGAACCACGUCAGACUCACUAUCCGAGCAGGAACAGACAGUGGCGCACCACUGGACAAAGUCUUAACUCAGAUGGUGGAGAGGAUAUCAGUGCCUGUUGGCUUUGUAUCAAAACCCUCUGUGGUCCGUGGGGGUCGUGCUGCCAUGUGCGUCCUUCGGCUUGCCUCCGCUAAAGAACUGCAGAAGAAGGAAGCAGAGACUUCGAACAAGAAUUUAAAACCUGAUUUUGAGACACCAACAUCCCCUGAUACCUCCUCUACAGAGGAGCCAAAAGACUUAAAGCAACAAUAAAAAUUUAUGCAACAGUG